Moneuplotes crassus is the source of this 1850-nucleotide messenger RNA. Lineage: Eukaryota; Ciliophora; Spirotrichea; Euplotida; Euplotidae. The record is from the annotation of a GenBank genome assembly.
UUCAAGAUGAGAUUUAAACUAUCCGAUGGAUUUUCUUCUAUCACAGUUGUCUUAUGCAAGAGCGAUAGCACCCCAACCAAUGAUAAUACCGAGUAUAAGAAGUUUGGAAUAGUCAAAAUCAUAAGGCCAAGAUUGUUGAAGGUUAAUAAGACUAACAUCUUAACUAUCCAGGUCAACCCAGAGAUCAUCUAUGGCUUCUCGUAUAAUAAAAUUGGCACUCCUAUUGAUUAUACCGAGCGAAUUCUCACAGGGAAUUUCCCUGAGACAGUGCCAACUCCUUAUAUUGAUAAGGAUGACAUCAAAGCUCAUAUUAAAGGUGGAAUCAAGUGAAAAAGAAGUCUUAAAGAUGACUGAUACACCCCAAUAAAAGUCCUUAAUACUUAUACUCAUGAUUGGAAGAUCAAAGUCAGGGUUAUCAAGAAGAACAAAAGAUCUUGGACUAAUAUGAAAGGGUCAGGAGUAGUCAUGACUCUUGAUUUGAUUGACUCUGCUAGUAGCCAAAUUCAAGCAAGUUUCUUCAACGAUGCAGUUCUGAAAUUUGAUAACGUGAUUCAAGAAAAUUGUGUUUAUACAAUGACUAAUGGAACAGUCAGACCUGCAAAUAAAAGAUUCACUAGUAUUGAUAAUAACUUCUGCAUCAAUUUUGAGAUUCAUGGCAAGAUCGAAAAAGUAGAAGAUGAAGGAGUCAUUGCAGAUCAGGCAUUCGACUUUAAAACUGCAAAGCAAAUCGCAGAUAUGGAAGACAUCAAGACUAUUGAUUUCAUUGGGGUCGUCCAUCAUGUUACUCCUAUUGUGACUAUCAACACUAAGAAUGGUGAGCGGAAGGAGAAAAGAACAAUCUCAAUGGCAGAUGACUCAGGAAUGUCCAUCAACUUGAGCAUUUGGGGAGAUCAGACCACUAUGAUAGAUUUUGAGCAAAAUCCUCACCCAGUUAUUGCUAUUAAAGGAGUUAAAAUCAGUCUUUAUGGAGGCAAAUCUUUGAAUCUGAUCAGAGAAAGCACUGUCUCUAUAGACCCACAAAUAAAGGAAACUGAGAGAUUAAAGGAAUGGUAUAAAACUUUUAUCGAGAAAGAGAGUAAUCAACUAGUCGGACUGAGUUUUGACUCCCCAGGAUCUAGUCUUGACCAGGCUCAAGCUACAGAAAGGCUCUUGAUAGAGUCAGAUGAAUUUCUACAUGAACAGUUUAGCAAGGCGCCUGAUAAAUGCUGAUACUUCUGUGUGAAUGGAUAUAUUAACAACAUUAAAUCUGAUGAGAAGUGAAUAUACAUGGCUUGUCCUGAUGAAACAUGCUCUAAGAAGGUAUAUUACCAGCAUGAUAUUCAAAGAUACAGAUGAGAUACUUGAAAUUUAGAUUAUGAAGAAGCUAAACCCAAGUUUAUGCUAAUGGUACGGUUUUCAGAUUUCACAAAUACAUGAUAUACCUUCUUCUACAAGGACACUGCUCCUCUCAUCAUGGAUUGUACUCCUGAUGUGCUAAAAGAAUUCAAGAAUCAAGGGGACAAUCAAUCUUAUUCAGAUGCGUUCACAAGGCAGCAAUAUAAGAAGUACAAGUUACUUAUGCGAGCUAGAAUAGCUACUUAUGCAGGAGGAACAAAGGUUACAUACUCUGCUGCUAAAGUCAUGGACUACAACUUUAAGAACGAAAAUCAUAGUUUGCUUGAAAGACUUGCUCUUUACGAUAAGAAGCAGACAACACCUGAGCAGGAUAUGAUGAUGUAUAAUAUGGAGCAGGAAGCCAAUUUUUAUGGAAAUGGAGGCAUCAAUAAUUUCUUUGGAAAUACUCCAACCGGCUUUAGCCGUCCUAACAACAUGUUUUAACGAUGAAUUAAUUAGAUUAAAGUUUCAAUAAA